AUGCGUCGGGCCCAGCAGGGUAUGGAUUCUAUUCAGGUGACGACCCGUCAGCUUGAGACUUUUGUACGCCUCACACAAGGAUGGAUCUUGAAACAGCAACUCUACAUCACGCUCAAGACGCGAUCCCCAUCCUGCGGUACAUUUGUUUGUUUUUCUCCCUCACCUUGUGACGUCGUUUCGGUUCGUUUGUUGUUUGUUCGUUUCGUUACUCAGUUGAAGCGUGAGUUCGACCGUUUUGGUGCCAUCAAAAAGAUCGAAUAUAACAAAGGGGACACCCAGGCCUACAUUCUGUACGAUUCUAUUGAUGCUGCUACGGCUGCUGUGAAGGAAAUGCGUGGAUUCCCGUUAGGGGCACCGGAUCGUCGUAUUCGUAUCGAUUUUGCUGACAACGGAACAACACCAUCGUUCUCAAAGCGCAGUGGAUGUUUUGAGGAAGGCGGUGAGUAUCGUCGCGCCCCCGACUACGAAUAUCCGGAAGGUGGUGCAUCAUACGAGGAAAAUUCAUUGUACGGCUAUGGUGGAAGACCGUUCCGCGGCAGAGGAGGAUUCCGCGGGCGUGGUGGUUUCCGUGGCAGUUUUCAUAGUGAUGGCCCACCGCACCACGGGGACAAUGAUGAAUGGCGUCGAUCAGGAGCCGAUGGCGAAUAUGAUUCACGCCGUCGUUCUGGAUCACGUGAACCAGGAAUCGAUAGAUCUCGCUCCCGUUCACCGAGGCAACGCAGUCCGGCUGAUUCGGAUUCUGAUUCGUCUUCUCAUAGGAAUGGCAUGUUAUCGAAUGCAAGAACGUUACCAGAAGUCGCACGGAAAUCUACCACAUUCUGGCAAGGGGCGCUGAUUUUGAAGAGUUCACUAUUCCCCACCAAGUUGCACCUAACGGACGGAAACAACAAAAUAGUGGACAGCCUGAUGAAGGACGAGGAAGGUAAACACCACCUUCGUAUUACUCAGCGACUACGCCUCGAUCAACCCAAGUUGGAAGAUGUGCAGUAGCGCAUAUCGACGUCAUCGUCGCACGCAAUCUUCCUCGGCCUGCCGGGAUCGACGUCAUCGGUAGCAUCGUCGGAUGAUGCCAGCGUUCAGACGCGUCCACUGCGUAAUCUCGUGUCCUACUUGAAGCAGAAAGAAGCGGCCGGCGUUAUUUCCUUACUCAAUAAGGAAACGGAAGCAA
Molecule: messenger RNA, 1168 nt
Organism: Armigeres subalbatus
Lineage: Eukaryota; Metazoa; Arthropoda; Insecta; Diptera; Culicidae
Product: RNA-binding protein spenito-like
Exons: 2
Coding region: 1-990 (329 amino acids)
Biological process (GO): regulation of alternative mRNA splicing, via spliceosome
Cellular component (GO): nucleus
Molecular function (GO): mRNA binding
Source: RefSeq, a predicted model, not a curated record